Molecule: messenger RNA, 3402 nt
Organism: Pelodiscus sinensis (Chinese soft-shelled turtle)
Lineage: Eukaryota; Metazoa; Chordata; Testudines; Trionychidae
Source: RefSeq, a predicted model, not a curated record
GACGCGCUAGGGAAGAAGGACCCAAGGCGGGGACUUGCCUGGGUAGCAGCGGCCUCAGGCCGGGAGAGCGAGCGCCCCCAGGCAGGGGCGGCCCGCUCCCCCAGUGACCGCGGCGUCGGGCCCUUCGGGAACUAGCGCUCAGGCUCCGGCGGAGCGUACCGGGGCGGUAACUGGCCGCAAAUGUGGAGGAGCCGACGUGCCUAGUAACCCCGCCGGGGUGCGUUUGCCAUGGUAACGCGCAGGCGCCUGCCCGUCGGCUGCGCUGUGCGCGCAUCGCUCCCUCUGGUGUGAUGGGCACGGCCUGAAGCCUGCGCUUACGCGGGCACAUUUACGUGGUCUAGUUUCCUUAGUCUCCUCUCCUCUGCAACUACCAGGAACUCUCCAUAAAAAAAAAAAGAAGAGCAGAAAUGGAGGAUGGGAAAGGCUCCUCCAAAGCUAGCCCCCAAAGUAUUGGAAAAAAGAAAAAGUACUAUUGUUGCUACAAUGACAACUGGUGUAGAGACCCUGACUAUAAAAACUGGCUUCGCAAAGUCGACGAAUUUACAGCAGAAUGCAUUUUGUGUCAUCAAGCAUUUUCCAUUAAAUAUGAAGGAAGACGAGCGAUUAACAUCCAUGCAGAAUGUACAAAACACAAGGAGGCUGUGAAAAAUCGGAAACAAACACCUCAGAUUGCAUCCUUUUUUAUUAAAAAAAAUGACACACCUCCCGAAAAUCUAGUGACAGCAGCAGAAAUUGGAGAAACGUACCAUGGCGUUAUUCAUCAUUUAAGUUAUGCUAGUCAGUGUGGUAACAAUAUGUUUCCAAGGUUUCUACCAGAUUCUGAAAUUGCAAGAAGAAUGUCUUGUGGACGGACAAAAGCAACUAGUAUUACUGAGAAUGUUUUGGCACCAAAAUCACAAGAACUUUUGCUUAAUAAUCUUGAAUUAGCAGGAUUUUUUUCAGUUGGAUCAGAUGCCGCUAAUAAGGGAAAUAGGAAGUUUUUUCCAAUAACUGUUCGUUAUUUUUCCAAGACAGAUGGGAUUAAACAUGGCUUGCUUGAUUUUUACCGUGAUAACGAUGAGUCAAGUGAGGCCAUUGCUGCACGCAUUUCAAAUAUUUUAGAAGAAAAUGGCCUUAGUAUAAAUUGUGUGUCAUCUUAUGUAGCUGAUAAUGCAUCUAUUAAUUUUGAGAAACACAGGUCAGUUUAUCAGAAGCUUAAACAACUGAACAGCAGAAUAAUUGAGGUUGGAUGCAAGUGCCAUGUAAUUCAUAACUGUAUUAAAAAUGGUAUGAAAGCUUUGAGUUUUGAUGUUGAAAGUCUUGUCCUGAAAGUGUAUAGCGAGUUCUCUUCCUCUGCUAAAAAGGCAGAAUCUCUCAGUUCAUUUUUUGAAUUUGUAGAAAUUGAGUACAAGGAACUUCUGCAUCAUGUACCAACUAGGUGGUUGUCCCUUCUGCCUGCCGUAGAACGAGUUCUACAGUGCUGGUCUGCAUUAAAGGCAUAUUUCAUAUCAGAGGGGGAAGAAGAAUGUGUUAAGAUUAUAUGGGAAGCAUUCAGUGAGGAUGAGCAGCGGUCUCUCCCUCUUUGUUAUGUUUACUUUCUGCAUAACCUAAUGGGAGUAUUUUAUGAAGCACUCAAAAAGCUAGAAUGCAAUAAUGCCAGCUGUACAGAAUUAGAUUCUGUUAUGCAAGGUCUUCAUUCUAAAUUAAAGAGAAGGAAAGAGGACAAGUUCUAUGGAAGAUCAGCUCAGGCUAUUUUGUGCAAUGUCUCUCCAUCUAACAAGAUGAAAUUUAAGGAGGAAGCAGAUAAGGCAUUGUCAAGAUGCAUUGUGUAUCUUGAGAAAUGGUAUGAUUUCAAGACAUCUGUUUUUAAACAAAUGUCAGUCCUCUCAUUGGACAAUGAAGUAAAAUGGUCUGAUCUUGAAAAGCUGGCUGAAGUUCUUUGCAUUGAGAUUGAUUUUGACAAGCUGUUUGAGGAUUACUGUAUUUUACAACAAAUAAGAAGAGAAAUAAUUUCAAAGGAGCAAAAAAUAGAUCAAAGAUGGGUAGAAGUUUUCAAACAAAUUCCAGAAAGUGGAAAUAGCCAACUGUUUAAACUUGUAUCAUUCACACUUUCAAUUCCAGUCUCAAACGCCUACUGUGAACGGGUCUUCAGCUUAAUGACUCAGCUUUGGAGCAAAGAAAGAAACAGACUGAGUGAAAGUGUUGUGAAAGCAGAGUUACAGGUACAACUGAAUUAUAGUAUGUCAUGUGCUGACUUUUAUGAAUAUGUCAAAAAGUCUCCAGAGUUGCUCAAAGCAGCAAGAAGCCAACUGAAGUACAGAUUUAAGAAGAAAAACUCUGAGCAAAAGCACUCUGCUAUAGGAGAACCAACUUCUAUGAUGUAAAUACAAUAAUGUUUGACUUAAGUCUAAUCAAUGAGUUUUUACUAUACUGUUUCUGUCAUUUUAUAAUGGUAUGGUAUUUUCUGUAUUUGUAAAUAAUAGAAUUAACUAAUGCACAUGUACACACAAAUAUGUAUACAUGCAUUAACAAAGUAACAUAAACCCAAACUUGCUGUUUAAAAAUAAGAUUUAAAUUACAACUGGAGAUUUUACAAUAUUGUUUGUUUAUGCAGUCUAUAUACUAUUAUAAAAGGAGAGGCGUCCAUCACACCAUCUGUCACAGAGAACAUUUGAGAAGACUUGAGAAGUUUCUAGGGGGAGGCAGACCUACAGCCCUGCCCCCACCACAGGGAGUGGGGUAGAAGGAGAAGCAGCCAGCCCAAGCCUCCUGGGCUCUGGGAGCAGCAGGGAGGGAGGAGGUCCUGCAGCCGGAGCCAGACCAAGCCUCCCUACCACGAGGAGGGGAAGAGUGCGCACGCGCCUCGGCAUCCCUGGAGCAGCGGGCAGGGAAGAAGCUGCACAGCCCAAGCUCCCUGCCCCUGGGAGCAGCGGGGAGGAAGGAGGCCAUGUGUAUAUCUAUCGUCACAAGGGGACAGGUAAUGCUAGUGUGCUUAAAAUGUGAAAUUAUGAUUCAUAAAAUGCUCCUUAUUUCCACCAAAGGCAAACGAUAGUUCUGUAGUGAAUGAGUUUUAGAUCCACUAUUAAUGCCAUUAUAUCAUGUGACGAAACCUCCUGGAAUAGACCCAAAAAGCUGGCAAUCCUAUGUUUACCCUGUGCUACAUGUAUCCCGAGCUGGAUGUUCCCGCUCACCUCAACUUGCAUCUUAUCAACUCAGGCUUUAUUUCAUGUAAUACGUAAGCCUGAGCCAAAGUAAAUACAUUUUGUGGUCAUAAAAAUGUUUAGUUAUUUCAUAUAAUGUCUGUUUCAGCCUGCAUUAUUACUAAUAAACAGUCUGAUAAUUUUAUUUUUCCUGCCCCAUUUAAACAUCACUCACCCACUGUGCAAAAAAACAUGAGGCAACCUUUAGAAAUGCCUCCCUAAU